Molecule: messenger RNA, 6613 nt
Organism: Physella acuta
Lineage: Eukaryota; Metazoa; Mollusca; Gastropoda; Physidae
Product: titin homolog
Molecular function (GO): protein binding
Source: RefSeq, a predicted model, not a curated record
UACAAAGGGAGAUUACGCUUUAAAUUUUAAACACUGCCAAUCACUGUAAUAUUUGCUGGCAGGAAGAAGAGCUUUUCUUACUAGAUAAGGCCGAUAGACUACACAGAUUUUGAGAGCGCAUUCCAAAAUGUCGGACACUACAGACGGAAGCUCAGUGGCGGACAUAGGGAACGAGGUGGAAACAAAGGUCAGUGAAGAUGAGGCUAAGUCGAAACAUAAGAAGAAAAAACACCACAAGAAAAAAAAGAAAAGUGUUGCGGAAAGCGGAACGGAGGAGGCGGAAGCUACGGAUGACAGUGAGGCAAAGUCUAGUCGUAAGAAGAAAAAGCAUAAACACAAAUCGAAGAAGCAAAAAAAGGACGUUGAACAAACUGAUACGAGUGAAGGGGAGGAAAUAAAGGUAGAUGAUGUUGAGGUAGACUCUACAGAUAAAACACCGAGGAAGAGUAGCAAAGAGGUCGAAGAAAAAGAAGAAAGUAAGGUAGAUAAUAUUGAAACCGAUUCGAGUCGUACAAACGAGAUAUAUGGGAGUAGUUCAACAGGAAAAGAAGAGGAAAUUAAUGCGGGUAAGAAACGAAAGUCAGAAGAAGUUGAACCAGGUUCUAAAGAUAAAAAGAAAAAACACAAGAAGAAGCACAAGAAAUCUGCUGAAAAGAGUGAUACUGGUGAAAGUGAGGAGAUACAAACAGAUGAUGCUGAGGUUGCCUCUACAGAUAAAAAGAAAAAAAAACACAAGAAGAAACAUAGAAAAGACGUUGAAAAAGAUGAAAUAGAUGAGAGAGAGAAAAAAAAGGUAGAUGAUUUUGAUGUGGAUGCCAAAGAUACAACAUCAAGGAAGACUAGCAAAGAAAUCAUAGAAAAUGAAAUAGAUGAAAAAGAGAAAAAGCAAUUAGAUGAUCUUGAGGGUCAAUCUACAGGUAAAACAUCAAGGAAGACUAGCAAAGAGAUCAUCGAAAAAGAAAAUGAUGAAACAGAAAAAAGAAAGGUAGAUGAUAUUGAGGUCGAAUCUACAAGUACAAUUUCGAGAAAGAGUAGCAAAGAAGUAAAAGAAAAGGAAAUUGAUGAAAGUAAUGAAAUAAAGGUAGAUGAUGGUGAGUUCACCUCUACAGAUAAAAAGAAAAAACACAAGAAGAAACACAAGAAAAAAGGUGAAAAGAGUGAUACUGAUGAAAGUGAGGCGAUAAAAGUAGACGAUGGUGAGGUCGCCUCUACACAUAAAAAGAAAAAACACAAGAAGAAACAUAGAAAAGACGUUGAAAAAGAUGAAAUAGAUGAAAGAAAGGUAGACGAUAUUGAUGGUGAUUCUAAAGGUAAAACAUCAAGGAAGACUAGCAAAGAAGUCAAAGAAAAUGAAAUAGAUGAAAAAGAGAAAAAGCAAUUAGAUGAUCUUGAGGUUGAAUCUACAGGUAAAACAUCGAAGAAGACUAGCAAAGAAGUCAUAGAAAAAGAAAAUGAUGAAACAGAAAAAAGAAAGGUAGAUGAUAUUGGGGUCGAAUCUACAGGUAAAAUAUCGAGAAAGAGUAGCAACGAAGUCAAAGAAAAGAAAAGUGAUGAAAGUGAAAAAAUAAGAGAGAAAAAAAAGGUAGAUGAAGUCGAAGGUGAUUCAACAGGUAAAUCAUCAAGGAAAAGUAGCAAAGAAAUCAUCGAGAAGAAAAUUGAUGAAAGAGAGAAAAGAAAGGUAGAUGAUGUUGAGGGUGAUUCUUCAGGAAAAAUAUCGAGGAAAACUAGCAAAGAAGUCAUAGAAAAUGAAAUUGAUGAAGGAGUGAAAAGAAAGGUAGAUGAGGUUGAGGGUGGUUCUAAUCUUAUAAAUCUAAACGACAUAUAUGGGAGUAGUUCAACAGGAAAAGAAGAGGAAAAUGUUUUGGGAAAGGAGCAAAAGGUAGAUGGCAUUAAAGAACAGAAAUUAGAUGAUGGUGUGGUUAUGUCUAGUGAAGCUAAAGAAAAAUUUCCGUCUAAAAGGCCUAGCACACAAGGCAUAGAAUAUAAAAAUGAGGAUGAAGAACGAAAAGUAGACGAUGGUGUGGUAAAGUCUACUUCUUCUAAAGAAAAAUUCCCAUCUAGAAGGCCUAGCACACAAGGCAUAGAAUAUAAAAAUAUUGAAGGGGAAGAACGGAAAUUAGAUGAUGGUAUGGUUACGUCUACUUCUUCUAAAGAAAAAUACCCAUCAAGUAGCUUAAGCACACAAGGCAUAGAAUAUAAAAAUAAUGAAUCGGAAGAACGAACAUUAGACGAUGGUGUGGUUAGGUCUACUUCUUCUAAAGAAAAAUACCCAUCGAGUAGCUUAAGCAAACAAGGCAUAGAAUAUAAAAAUAAUGAAGGGGAGGAACCGAAAUUAGAUGAUGGUGUGGUAAGAUCUAGUUCUUCUAAAGAAAAAUACCCAUCGAGAAGGCCUAGCACACAAGGCAUAGAACAUAAAAAUAAUGAAGGGGAAGAACGGAAAUCAGAUGAUGGUGUGGUAAGAUCUAGUUCUUCUAAAGAAAAAUACCCAUCGAGAAGGCCUAGCACACAAGGCAUAGAACAUAAAAAUAAUGAAGGGGAAGAACGGAAAUCAGAUGAUGGUGUGGUUAGGCCUAGUUCUUCUAAAGAAAAAUACCCAUCGAGGAGGCUAAGCACACAAGGCAUAGAAUAUAAAAAUGAAGAUGAAGAACGAAAAUUAGACGAUGGUGUGGUUAGGUCUAGUUCUUCUAAAGAAAAAUACCUAUCGAGGAGGCUAAGCACACAAGGCAUAGAAUAUAAAAAUAAUGAAGGGGAAGAACGGAAAUUAGAUGAUGGUGUGGUUAGGUCUAGUUCUUCUAAAGAAAAAUACCCAUCGAGGAGGCUAAGCACACAAGGCAUAGAAUAUAAAAAUGAAGAUGAAGAACGAAAAUUAGACGAUGGUGUGGUUAGGUCUAGUUCUUCUAAAGAAAAAUACCUAUCGAGUAGCUUAAGCAAACAAGGCAUAGAACAUAAAAAUAAUGAAGGGGAAGAACGGAAAUUAGACGAUGGUGUGGUUAGGUCUAGUUCUUCUAAAGAAAAAUACCCAUCGAGUAGCUUAAGCAAACAAGGCAUAGAAUAUAAAAAUGAAGAUGAAGAACGAAAAUUAGACGAUGGUGUGGUUAGGUCUAGUUCUUCUAAAGAAAAAUACCCAUCGAGGAGGCUUAGCACACAAGGCAUAGAAUAUAAAAACAAUGAAGGGGAAGAACGAAAAUUAGACGAUGGUGUGGUUAGGUCUAGUUCUUCUAAAGAAAAAUACCCAUCAAGGAGGCUAAGCACACAAGGCAUAGAAUAUAAAAAUGAAGGUGAAGAACGUAAAUUAGAUGACGUUGUAAUCAAAUCAAUUCUUUCAAAAGAAAAACAAGGCAAUGAAGAAAGAAUUGAUGAGGAAAAGAAACCAAUAGAAUAUGUUGGUAGGGUUAAAUCUAGUUUUGAAAAAAUUUCAAUCAAAGUGAAAAGGCAAAGCAUAGAACAAAUUGAGUCGGAGAAUAUAAAGGUAGACGGCUACGAGUCUUAUCCAAACCAGUUUUUAUUUAAACUAAAACAAGGUAAAUCAGAUGAAAAACUUGAAGAAAGGCAGAAAAUAAAUGAUGACUAUGCAGUACCUCCAAAGAAAAAAAAAGUUCACAAACACCUGAAAGUACAUUACGGCGAUGACGUCAAGAAAGGGAUUGAAGACGACGACGAUGCGCCAGCGUCAGACACGGAAGAUGAAAGUUCUGAUGACGAAAGUUCCAGCUCGAAUGAGGAUUCGCCGCCUGACUCUCAAAUGCUUAUAGACUUUAGGGAAAUCGAAAACUCAACAGACCAGGCGACGUCCAGCGUAUUCGAGGCAGGAGCGUCCAAAAAGAAAAAAGAAAAAAGCGGAUCCAAACCUAAAGAAAAAGUCAAACAUAAAAAGAAAGAAAAGGACUCGUCGAAAUCGAAAGAAAAAAAUAAGUCGAAGACAAAGAAGAAGAAGUCUUCUAAAGAAACGCCCACGACGACGACGGAUGAGACGGUUGUGUCUGAGACAACAGCGCCGGAGGCGACGGAAACUACCGGAGAUGCAGAUACGGAGACGGGAGGAGAAGAUUCGGAAGAGGUGCCGGAAUUGCCGUCGAAACACACGCCGAGCAAGGCAGAAAAGGGUAUGAUUGAUUCCGUAACGGAAUCGGACAUUUCAAGUACCUCAACCUACGAUACUUCCUACAGCAGUGAUGAGAUAGGCGGUUCAAAGAAAAAACGUAAGAAAUCAAAGAAAGGAAAAGGAAAAGGUGGAGGCAUGAAGUCCUGGUUUACCAACAAAUUUUUGAAACCUUUUAGCUCAAGCAGCAGCGAGAGUCAGAAGAAAGACACAGUGUGGCUACGUAAUUUGGUCCCGCCUGUGUUGAAGGCACUGUUCGAGAACGCCAAGAUUGCACUCAACCAGGCCGAGGGUUUCCCAGACUUCACGGGGGAGCCCGAGUGGUCCACGCCCAAGACCAGAGGUCACGUCUACCUGCUGGACGAGAAGGGCGAUCCUCAUUGGUUCCCCACGGGUCCGCCCCUGAAGUUCCUUAGCCCCACCACAGCCAGCAGCAUCAUCCGCCAGUACACCAACUUCCCCAUGGAGCGCAUCCACCACUACGCCAUGAACGGGGAGAAGAUGUUCGCAUUAUACACGGCCAGAAAGUUGAUCGACAUUCUGGUACACAUUGACGACAGGUGUUUCUACGCCCACCGUAGCAUCCUAUGCACCCACAGCCAGUACUUUGCUGAUGUUCUUGUAGACAACGACAUCCCACCUUAUGCCGUCACCGACGUCACCAUCAAAUCGGUUGAUCCUGAUUACUUCAAGUACUUCCUCCACUUCGCUUACACAGGAGAUGUAUUUGUGAACAUGGAGAACCUGUACGGUCUAAAGACGAUAGCCGCCAUGCUACAGUCCAACACACUCAAGGCCAAACUCAUGUUGUUCAUGGCAACAACUGACGCCAUGGAGGUGGAGGAGGCCAUCGAGAUAUUGACUGGAGAUGGAAAUAAAGAUGAAAAGGCCCUCGCCAUCGAGGUGGUCAAAACCUAUUUUACAUCAGUGGUGGACGACCCCAGGUUGUAUCUCUUCAGCUUUGACGACUUCCUGGAGAUCAUCAGCGGCGAUAACCUUGUGGUGAACUCUGAACUCGACGCCUUCUGGGGGGUUCUCUUCUGGGUGGCUUACGACGUGGGUAAUAGGAUCAACCAACUACCAAAGCUGAUGAAUGAAGUCAGAUUCACCAGCAUGACGUCACUGGAGCUACUGGACUGUGCCCGGGUGACGGAGCUCAUCAAGAUGUCCAGCAAGUGCAAGAAGAUGCUGGUCGCCGCCUGCUGGGUGUGCCAUGCCAGAGAAACCGGGCUAGAAGACCCCCUGGGGCUGCCAGAAAAACCUAAAAGACAUUGUCUGAUGGAAAAACCUGCUAAAGAUCCUACAGUGGCUGAGUUUGAUGAGAGAUAUCUCAAGUACACCAAGCUGGCUCACAGGAAAGGUGAUGCUAUACACAAUCAGGAUGCGGACGCGACAGGUAAAAACACAAAAGAUAACGCCAGACGCGUGUACUUCCCCGAGGGUGACGACUUAACAGAGAACCUGGGCACGUCCAGCGAACCUGGGCAGAAGAAAAGUAAAAAGGGGAAGAAGAGCAAGAAGGGGGAGGGCGGGGAGGGGUUCGGCUUGGCCAAGGCUUGGAAAUCCCUAACGAGUCUUGGAGGCAAAGGAGGCAAGGAACCGAAGAAAUCGAGAUCAAAGAAAAAGAAGUCUGGGGGAGGGGGUGAAGAGGAUGCGGGGGAUAAGAACCCGGGGGAUGGGGAAAAAGGGGAGGAACCAGCGAAGGAGGAGUCGUCGUCGUCGUCUACGUCGAAGGGGGGGUCAGACACGGAGGUGAAAAAAACGGAUGGAAACGUGAAGCCACCGGCAGCAAAGGCGGGUGAUAAGAAAGGAAAGAAAAAAGGAAAACAAGUCAAAACGCCGACUGCUAAGAAGCCGGCGCCGAAAGGUGGAGCCAAGAAGAAAAACAAGAGCAAAAACGCCCUCACCGACAAUAGUUCCAUGAACGCUUUGUUUAGCUUAAGCUCCGAGAGCGCCGAGCCACCGAAAGUCGUGGAACCUUUAGCUCUGUGGGAAUCCAACGAAAUGCUGCCUAUAGAGAGAUGUCUACUGGGCGGGAACAUCCUGCAGCCUUACAGACAGAACAAGAUCACACUGCGGAAGUCUCCAGAUUCACACGAGCAAGGGAUGAGCCACCGUCAAGAGGCUCGUGAUAAAAGCUCCCCCCACUGGAGAAGUUUAGGAGAUUUGAACCCCCCACCUAACUACACGUCUAAUUCGUUCUCCAACUUUCGUGAACAUUGCCAAUCUAAUCCUGAACUUUACAUCCCACCCAAACAAACCCUCCCCUCACAGUUUGUAUCGCAACAAGACGCUAUACAACGUGCUCACGCGGAAGAAACAACGCCCCUCCCACGACAAAAUGUCCAUAUGACAGAUACACGAGAUCAAGACAGGCGUCUCCAUGACAACAGUCGAAAAGUCCAUGCCCGAGGACGACAUGGAACCAACCCAAGACCAAGGGGAAGGCAUAAAAAACCAGACAGCAAAAAUGAAGACGUAGAUUUAAUUAAGUUUGAUGAUAGCAGUACUUAG